AUGGGUGGUCUACAGGAGACAAUCAAGUCCAACAAAUACCGUCCCGACUCCGACAUUGCUGUCUUACCCUUCCUGCGUCUGGAACUAUGGGUCAAAGAUUCAGCAACAAAUGUGCCCACCAUGUCAGACGAUGUAUACGUGCACUUACACCGGCGUCUCGUAUCUUUAUUCGAUCAAACCGGCAUCGAGUCUCGAUUAAAGAAGCUUCUCUGCAUGAACCAAGACAUAGCCGCCCAGCAAAUUGAAAGCUCACUGAUCGACACCAACAUGUUCUUGGAAACAAGCCUGGAUGAACUACCGGGCGAAACAGCAAAGAUUCAGAAACUGGUUCAAAGACGGCACGAGCUGGGAAUCGUCAUAUGA
Molecule: messenger RNA, 363 nt
Organism: Penicillium crustosum
Lineage: Eukaryota; Fungi; Ascomycota; Eurotiomycetes; Eurotiales; Aspergillaceae
Exons: 2
Coding region: 1-363 (120 amino acids)
Source: RefSeq, a predicted model, not a curated record